GGAAUGCGCUGCCUCCUCCAGCGCGAACCCUAGACAGGAGAGGGGAGGAGCUUCGAGCGCGGAGGCGUGCAGGGGGGGAGGGAAAUCUCAUUUAUUGAUGAGAUUUCUCGAGGAGAAGUGCUCAGGAAUCGGAUCGAGUGACAGGAGAGGGGAGAGGAGGUCGCGAGGCGUCGAUCGGUGUGUUUGGUGGUGAUUCUGGGAGGAUGACGGGCAAGAAGCCCGCGGGGAAACCGCCAGCAGGGGUGCUGCGGAGCAACGGAGGAAUGACGGGCAAUGGAGGAGGGGCAGGGGCAGAAGUUGCAGCAGGAGCCACGACAGCCGGAGGCGGUGGCGCAGAGGAGUCGAUCAGCGGUGAGAAUGCCAACAACAACGUCGAGCAGGGCCGAGAAUUGCCGCAGUUUCGCCGAGUAGGAGUUGAGAAUAAUCUGAGCAAAAAAGCGCAGAAGCAGUUGGCUUUGGAAAAGCGGCAUAUGUUCUGGGAGACGCAGCCUGUAGGACAAUUCAAGGAUAAGGACAGGGAUCUGGCCGAGGGCGCCAUCGAGCCCCCACAGGAUGUGGCUGAUGUGCGCGCGGAGCCUUACAAUUUGCCCAGUAACUAUGAAUGGAGUACGUGCGAUAUCACUAAUGAUGUCACCAUGAAGGAAAUUUACACAUUGCUGACCAACAAUUAUGUGGAAGAUGAUGACAACAUGUUCCGCUUUGAUUAUUCCGUAGAGUUCCUUCGAUGGGCUCUUAUGCCCCCGGGCUAUUUUCCCGACUGGCACAUAGGGGUUAGAGCUAAGGGAUCGAAGAAGCUCGUGGCGUUCAUCACUGGCGUGCCUGCCAAGAUUCGUGCCCGGGACACCGUUGUUUUGAUGGCAGAGAUCAAUUUUCUCUGCGUGCACAAGAAGCUCAGGUCCAAGAGGCUUGCUCCGGUCCUGAUCAAGGAAGUGACCAGACGAGUGCAUUUGCAAAAUAUUUGGCAGGCGGCCUACACAGCCGGGGUUGUCCUUCCGACUCCGAUUUGCACUUGCCAGUACUGGCACAGAUCUCUGAAUCCUAAGAAGCUCAUAGAUGUCGGCUUCUCCAGGCUCGCCCCUCGCAUGACGAUGAAUAGAACCAUGAAACUCUACAGGCUUCCAGAGGAGACCACCACUCAGGGUUUUCGAACGAUGGAGAGACGAGACGUUCCUGCCGUCACCCGCCUGCUGCAGAAUUACCUCGCGCAGUUCGUCGUGGCCCCCUGCCUGACGGAAGAAGAUAUUGAGUACCUGUUGUUGCCAAUUGAGAACGUUGUCAACAGCUACGUUGUCGAGAAUCCCUCUUCUCACGAGGUCACCGAUUUUUGCAGCUUCUAUACCUUGCCCUCCACUAUUAUUGGAAACGACAAUUACCAACUGCUGAAGGCGGCUUACUCCUACUACAAUGUGGCCAGAUCUACUCCUCUGUCAAACCUUAUGAAUGACGCGCUGGUCAUGGCCAAGAGGCAAGAUUAUGACGUGUUUAAUGCCCUGGACAUCAUGCACAACGAACCCUUUCUGAAGGAGUUGAAAUUCGGACCCGGAGAUGGUCAUCUGCAUUACUAUCUCUACAAUUAUCGACUCAAAGGGCAAUUAGAACCGAGCGAAUUGGGCCUAGUUCUACUAUAGCACAAGCGUGGAAAUUUAGCUCUUCAGCAAUUGUUUAAACCAGUAAUGAGCAUGAUCAUGGAUGUUGCUUCGCGAGGUCCCAGUUAGCGCUUGCUCUGUCGCUCUUGAGAUCUGCUGGAUCUCUCGACUUGGGCAGUUAACCUACCGUAUCUCAUCUGCACAAGAUAGAUCACCUCUGAGAUCAAUGUUCAUCCCAUGCUUAGGUCCCAUUCUUGUGGCAGAGAGGUUAAUGAGGAAGAAUGCUGGUGUUGAGAAGAGCGCUUUGGGAUUCUUACGUGCUUGGUCAUUUCUACUUACUAGUCGCCCAUGUUAUUGGGCGAAACUUCUCAAUUUCUUUCUCUUUCCUCUUAACUCUCUCUUAUCCCAAUCAACGCACUCUCUGCUCUGGAUCAGGUGAUAGUCAUGGAGAUGUACUCUAAGCCAAAUUUUCGUGCUAGAGCAUGAGCUCAAUUACUUGAUAUCAUGCAGGGUAGCAUUGGCUCCAUUCUUUGGUAGGUAAAAAGUGUAGUGAAGUUGAGGUUGGUGUGAAUUGGCGAUCUACAAGCGUGUAGGGUUAUGUUGUUUUGGCGUAUGUUAUUACGCUGCACUGACGUUUUAAGAUGGAAUCCAUUCUUGUCAGCUCUCCUGACCAGCAUAAUGAAGUCGUUAGCACAGUUGUA
Molecule: messenger RNA, 2287 nt
Organism: Marchantia polymorpha subsp. ruderalis
Lineage: Eukaryota; Viridiplantae; Streptophyta; Marchantiopsida; Marchantiales; Marchantiaceae
Source: the annotation of a GenBank genome assembly